CAUUUCAAUGGCGUCCAUUAAUAGCAAGACUUCCACUAUCCUCCUCGGUUUGCUAUGUUUAGUUGCAGUGCUGCCAAAAUCUAAUGCAGGAAUUGCAGAAAUGGAUGAUUAUCUCAAGAAAAAGGCUGAGCAAUCUCAUGAAGAGUAUGUCAAUGCUUAUGUUCCCAACCCUGAGGCAGUUGCUGAUGAAAUCAGUAAAGAAGUUGGCGAGACAAUGGAGAAGCAGAUUACGAAGAGGAGGCACCUCAAGGAAGACGGCAACAUGGCUACGAACCCCAUCGACAGGUGCUGGCGCGGUGACAAGAACUGGGCCGACAACCGGAAGAGGCUGGCCGACUGUGUCCUCGGCUUCGGCCGCCACACAACCGGUGGCAAAGACGGAAAAUUCUACGCGGUGACAGAUAACUCGGACGAUGAUGUGGACAACCCUAGGCCCGGCACCCUCCGGCAUGCCGUGAUCCAGGAAGAGCCGCUGUGGAUCAUCUUCGACCACAACAUGGUGAUCAGGCUCAAGGAGGAGCUCAUCUUUGCGAGCGACAAGACCAUCGACGGGCGGGGUGCCAACGUUCGCAUCGCCUACGGCGCCGGCCUCACGCUCCAGUUCGUCCACAACAUCAUCAUCCACAACAUCCGGAUCCACAACAUCGUCCCGGCCCACGGCGGGCUGAUCAGGGACGCCGUCGACCACAUUGGUCUCCGCACCAUGAGCGAUGGUGACGCCAUCUCCAUCUUCGGCUCCAACAACAUCUGGAUCGACCACGUCUCCCUGUCCAAAGCGACCGACGGCCUCAUCGACGCCAUUGAGGGCUCCACCGCCAUCACCAUCUCCAACUGCAAAUUCAACAACCACAAUGCUGUGAUGCUUCUUGGAGCACAUGAUAGUUCUACUCAAGAUAAACUGAUGCAAGCCACGGUUGCAUUCAACCGUUUUGGUGAAGGUUUGGUGCAGAGAAUGCCGAGGUGCAGAUGGGGUUUCUUUCACAUCAUCAACAACUACUAUUCCCACUGGCAAAUGUAUGCCAUUGGCGGCAGCGCCGGCCCCACCAUCAUCAGCCAGGGCAAUCGAUACAAGGCUUCAGACAACUCCAACACCAAGCAGGUGACUAAGAGGGAGUACACUCUCAAGGAGGAGUGGAUGAAGUGGCAAUGGCAAUCCGAAGGCGACGUGUUUGUGAACGGAGCCUACUUCACCGAUUCUGGUCCCAAGAUCAAACACAGCCAUUGGAGUGCUUCGAUCAAGGAACACAUAAUGAAGUUCAGACCGGGCUCGUAUGCAGGCAGGCUAUCGCGGUAUGCAGGCGCCCUCAAGUGCGUUGCAGGGAAACUGUGUUGAUCGAGAGAACUUAGUACGAGUCUUGUACAUCUGUAUCCACCACAUUUAUGGACGUCUAACAAAAAUGUGCCAAUAAACGUGAAAUAUGUUUUAGCAAA
Messenger RNA from Salvia miltiorrhiza (redroot sage), 1431 nucleotides. RefSeq names its product pectate lyase-like. NCBI's taxonomy places the organism in Eukaryota, Viridiplantae, Streptophyta, Magnoliopsida, Lamiales, Lamiaceae. Gene Ontology annotation, molecular function: pectate lyase activity. Bases 8 to 1333 code for a protein of 441 amino acids. The transcript has 4 exons. The record is from RefSeq and is a predicted model, not a curated record.